AUGGCGCGGCUCAUCCGCGCAAAUUCUACGCUUCCGACCCUCCUCCUUCUCUUCGCAAUUGCCUUAGGCCUUCCUUCCGCAUUUGCGAAGGUCGACCUUUACACCGUGUGCGGCCGGCAGGAGGCAAAGGAUGGCGCGGUGUCGUUCAAAGUAGUCACUUACAACACGCUGCUCCCCAUCAGCCAGCCAGUCUCGCCGCUCGACGCGGUCAUUCCCCCCAAGGGCUCCGUUAGCAUCACUGGCGACUGCACAUACGCCGUCGACUCAGCAUGCAACAUCGUGAAGAAACUGCCCCAAUGCAAGGCCAGCACGUGCUGCGUUUACUCCAAGCGUCCAUUCCGUCUGGCUCUAAACUCCACGUGCACUUCUCCCAACUGCCGCGUUUGGGCGUCUGAGUUCUCUGGUCGCUGCCUCGGCGGUGCUGCAAGCAGCAAGGGCAGCAAGUGCAAUAAGGCGUAG
Closterium sp. Yama58-4 is the source of this 459-nucleotide messenger RNA. The record is from the annotation of a GenBank genome assembly. Lineage: Eukaryota; Viridiplantae; Streptophyta; Zygnematophyceae; Desmidiales; Closteriaceae.